This is a messenger RNA of Chenopodium quinoa (quinoa), 2280 nucleotides long. RefSeq names its product zinc finger with UFM1-specific peptidase domain protein-like. The transcript is spliced from 8 exons. NCBI's taxonomy places the organism in Eukaryota, Viridiplantae, Streptophyta, Magnoliopsida, Caryophyllales, Amaranthaceae. The record is from RefSeq and is a predicted model, not a curated record. The coding region runs from base 423 to 1646 and encodes 407 amino acids.
ACUUAACCAUGUCUACACGUGAUCCGCCACUACAUAAAGUUAUUGAUUAUCUGACUAAUAUACAUCAUGAAUUCCUAUCAUUAAUCCCAAAUUUUAUUUAUUUUUUUAAAACUUUCUAGCUAAUCUAAUUUUGUAAUUUUUUUUUUUUUUUUUAUAGAAAUCUAAUUUUGUAAUUUGUCAUACUACUUUCAAAUUUUCAUAGAAAAAGGGUCUUUCACUCUUUUGUGAACCCAAAAAAUAAAAUUAAAAAUAAAACACAUUCAAAUAUAAAACCCUUUUUUGUCGUUCUGCUUUCUACAAUUCCACCGUCCCUGUUUGCAGCAACUACACUUUUCAAAUUCAAGGUUCAUCACUUCAUCCCAAAACUUAAGUUGCUCCCAUUUUCCAGAAUCAUACUUUCUGGAGAAGCAAAUACAGCGAAAAUGAAUUAUUCUUGCUGCCCCAUUUGUGAAAAUCCGAUACCCAUUAACGAAAUUGAAUGGCAUGUGAACAAUCACUUGGAGGAUGAUGAAUUUGCCAAGGAUAUGGAAUUAGCUCAGCAAAUUGCACUUGCUCCUCCAAGCCCACCUCAAAUUGAUAGAAGCUUCUGUUUGGAUUUUGAUUAUGAGUCGGUAUUUGAAGAGUUUCCAGAGAGUAGUACAUCUAGGGAUCUAAGGAGUGGAAGUAGAAAUAAUGAACCAAAAGAUAUUGAUGAACAGAUUUGUUGUAUCAUAAACUUACAGAGUAAGGCAAUCUUUUAUAAGGUUGAAUCAGGACUAGUGACCUUACUAAAAAAUUGCUUGGAACUUGAAAGCUCUACAAGUAUACUCUCAGGUUAUGUCGAUCAUUUUCAAAGCACUAGAUCAGAGGAUAUGGGAUGGGGUUGUGGGUGGCGUAAUAUACAAAUGGUUAGCUCGCAUUUACUUAUGGAAAGACCAGAAGCAAGAAAGGUUUUGUUUGGAGGUUCAGGGUAUGUGCCAGAAAUUAGUUCACUUCAAAGAUGGCUUGAAGUUGCCUGGCAGAGGGGUUUUGACGUUGCUGGCUCACAAUUUUUCAAGGGGAAAAUUUAUGGAUCAAAGAAAUGGAUUGGGACAACAGAGUGUGCGGCACUCUUAUGUUUUUUUGGUCUUCGUGCAAAGAUAGUUGACUUUGAUAGCAAGGGUAAUAAGGGAGAUGCAGGGCGAGUUCAAGGACCUAUAGAUAAAUUUGUUGUCAGAAGGGACAUUGAAACUAAGGAAAGUCCUGCUAAGUUUGGUGAUGGCUCUACACAGAAUAGUAAGGGCUAUCAAGCUUUGAUUGAUUGGGUUUGGAGUUACUUUUCUGAACACAAGCCAAAGAUAUCACAAAGAUGUGGGGUGGUUGUUACAAAUAAGAUGCCAUUAUAUUUUCAACAUCAGGGCCAUUCAAGGACCAUCAUUGGGAUUCAAGCCAAGCAUCAAAAUAAUGGACAGCAACAGUACAACUUAUUGGUAUUAGAUCCUGCUCAUAAAACAGAGGCUUUGGAGAGGUCGUUGAAAGAAAAUUGUGGAUGGCAAAAAUUUCUGAAAAGAGGUCUUCAUACUUUGAGGAAGCCUCAGUAUCAGCUGUGCUAUGUUGAUCCUGGAAUUGCACGGGCAGAGGAGAUUGAGCAGCUGAAGAAUUUGACCAGUGUUCUCAUCAAAUGCUAGAUGGAAUCGUGUUCUGUGUGCCUAUUACAGCUAGAUUUAGUUUAAACAAAACCUUGAGGGCAUUUCAGCAAUUGAGAAGGCUGAUAAAACAACACUUACACUUUUUCUUCUGCGUACCUUGAAAGCUUUUCUGGAAAUACUGAAAUCCUUUGUUAGAAAGGCGUGGUGUCUAAUCCUCAUCUCAUUCUCUAUUACGGAAAUAUGGAGCUGUUCCUUAAUGGCAUAGGCUUGUUGGUUCAAAAAGGGAGUUUACUCUGCUUAUUUGAUGGGUUAUGUUACGGGCAAGUUUGCUUAUUUCAAGAGGAGAAUGCAAUAGAACUAUAGAAGUUGCUUUGAAGGCGCAGAAUCAUGGCUGUUAUUUGGGUUCUAUGUCUUUUGUAAAGGCUCAUGGGGUCUAGGUGUUGAUGCUUACUCUGGAAUAUGUGCUUAUAUCUGAUCUGUAGCAUUAGGUGCCUUUCCCCAACAUAUUUGCUUUCAGCACGGUCAGCUGAAUUGACAUGCUCUCUCUCUCUCUCUUUCUUUUCUUUUAAAGGGAAAGAUGCCUUGUUUUCCAUUGUAUUGUCCUGUGGUUACCACAUUUCAUUAAUAUAAAAUUCUUUGCUGAAAAACAAAGUGAAGAUGUUAAGCCUUUAAA